This is a messenger RNA of Episyrphus balteatus (marmalade hoverfly), 4236 nucleotides long. RefSeq names its product nuclear exosome regulator NRDE2. The record is from RefSeq and is a predicted model, not a curated record. Gene Ontology annotation, cellular component: catalytic step 2 spliceosome. Bases 84 to 2936 code for a protein of 950 amino acids. The transcript has a single exon. Gene Ontology annotation, biological process: negative regulation of RNA catabolic process; regulatory ncRNA-mediated post-transcriptional gene silencing. Lineage: Eukaryota; Metazoa; Arthropoda; Insecta; Diptera; Syrphidae.
CUUGCAACUGAUAAAUAAAAUACAACAGAAAAACAUUUUUUUAACUCUUCUUCAUAAUUAUUUUUAUUAUAUUUUUAAUAAAAAUGUCCUUAUUCCCAGCAUAUGCAGAUACAACCGCAAAUCAACAACAACAAGUUCAACCACCUACAGAAUCUAUUCCAACAACUUCAUCUACCUCCGCCAAAUGGCUAGAAAAUUCAAGCUACAUUAAACUAGAUUCUGAUAUUCUUCAACUUAUUGAAACCACAAAAGAAACUCCAAAUGAUCCAUCAUCAGAAUCAGAAGUAAUUACCAAAAAAUCCAAAUCAGAAAAGAAAAAGAAACGCCACCGUUUAUCACCACCACCGCCACCAGUUCUCGAAUUCAACGGCGACGAAGAAUUCUACAUUGACAAAAAAGGCGCUCCACAAUAUCGAACUGUCAAUACUCUCCAUAAACCAGCUUGUCCAAGAUAUCGAUUGCACUUUCACCGAACAUACGGUGGACGAACUUCAGCCAAUCGUCAUGUCAAACAUUUUAAAAGGUAUUUCAAAUCUGAGUUACGAAACGAAAUGCGCGCCAAAGAACCAACAAUCCCUUGUCUAGAUGAAAACACUUUCACUCAAACCACAACUGAUCUUAAUCGACAAAUUGCACAAAAUCCAAGUGAAGAUUCACACUGGGUUCAAUUGGUUCAUCUCCAAGAUCAAAAUCCUUACAAAUGGUCCAAGACAUUCCUUUCUGAGAAGAAGCUAGACAUUCUCCAACGUGCUCUCUUCCAUCAUCUCGGAAAUGAAACACUGUACAGGCUGUAUGUGGACAUAGCAAAUGCCAGUUACCCAUCAUUCGAGGUGAGUAAAAUGAUUGAUAAACUUCUUAGCAAAGAUCCCUACAAUUAUGUUCUGUGGACAGCUCAAAUACUGACCACCCAAUGCACCAUGGCUCGUUGCAUUGUACCUGAUGUAUUAAAAAUCUAUGAACAAUGCAUGCAAAAGAUGCAUAGAAAACUCCAAGACGAUAGUGUAAUGUUAAAACUCUUUAAUAAUUGCGCAUUGUUCCUUAGGCAAUCUGGUCUAAAUGAGCUCUUCUUCGCCCUCAUCUUGUUAGCUUUAGAACUCAAUGUUUCGCCUGAUAAAUUUUCCUCCCUCAAACCGUUGGAAAAAGAUCAACAGACAUUGAUUGAAUACGAAGAAUUAGUUCUGCAAUCCGGUUUGCCGAUGAAUGAAAUCUGGCUUCGUAUUGAAAAGCUACGACAGAGUUUCAACUUUCUUCCGUGUCCGGAAAACACUCAAUGUAGUGAUCCCCAAAGGGUGGUAUUCAAUGAGGACAUUUGCUACUACAUUUAUCCCUUGCAACAACGAGAGAACUCGUUUUAUAUGAUUUUAAUAAUAUUACGCUUGCUGAAGAUUCCAUUGGUAAACACCAGUUCUCUGCGAAGUAGAUUUAACACUCAAGUGGAAAAUAUUGGAGACACCGAUGCCAUAGAAGAUAUUUUAGCUGUGCUCCUUAACAAGUACAAAUGCCCGUCGGAGGAAAAGUUUAACGAUUUCUAUGAAGUCAUCUAUGAAUUGUCCAAAGAAGUUUGCGUUUGUCCGACAUUUUUGAACUCAACUAUUGGAUAUGAAAUCUAUGCCAAGACUGUUCAAGAAAUUCUGUUAACCUGUGCUAAAUGCUUUGAGCAGAUUGAUGAAAGAAAACGAAUACUAUUCAUUCUAAUUUGGUUGCGUUUUGAAAGAGUUUUACUAAUUCUUCAGAAGCUGGCCAAUAAACUAGAUGCGGAAUAUAAAAAGAAUCUUCGUUCAAAGGUGAAGAAUCUCUUUAAGAAAGAACAGAAUCGAAAUGUUUUAAAUUUCUAUACUGAAUAUGCCUUGUUGGAAUAUGAAUUAGGAGAUCUUAACCAAUGUGAGGUUAUUUUUGGACAAAUUCUAACCGAAAACGAUCAUGAUAAUGUCAAUUCGGAUCUAUCCAAUGCUUAUGUAUGCUAUGUGAAUAUUUUAAUCAAAGAAAAUCAAUUAGAAAAAGCACUUAAAGUUCUAAUGUGCUAUUCAUUGUCACUGCCUUUGGAUGCUUCGUUGGAGGCAAGUUUUAAUUUUACUGCAGUUCGAAGGCAAUCUGGUUUGAAGAAACUCUCCGAACGUCUCGAGGCAUUGAUUGAGAUCGAAAAAAAUGUGAAAAUAAUGGAAUUGGAGCAACAUUUCUUCUCCGAUUUUAUGUUAAAUUUGGUGCGCUUAAAAACUUGGUAUCUUUAUAUUUUGGGUAGUAAAUUAGAGGCGAUGGCGAAUUUGGAAACAAUGUUGCGUAUUUUUGUGGAGAAAAAUGAACGGCAUAAAUUUAUUCGGGAACAAGUUUAUGAGCUAUUGAUUUCGCUUAUGCAAUGUGAUAGUUCGACAUGCAUUGUUUCUAAUGUUCUAAUCUAUGACAAAAUCAGUCAAGCAUUAGAUGAGUUUCCUGAGAAUUUAUUCUUUCUGCAGUCAUGUUCACUGUUGUCCAAUCAGCCAUGGUUUAAAAUACAAGGUGUUAUGUUGCGAUCUGAUUCAAUAUUGUCGAUAAUUUUUCUUAUAAUUGUUGCUCGGAUAAGAUUUAAGCAAUCGAAUAAACAGUUUGAUGCUGAUGUCACACCAUGGAAUGGAGAACAUAAUGAGACUACUUAUAAAAAUCGAAUUUUGAAUUUGUUGAAAUCACUGGAGGGUAGAACGGUAUUUCAGAGGAAUGCAUUGUAUUGGAGAUUUUAUAUGAGGUGCUUGUCGGAUAGUCGAACGCCUUUUGAGACGACUAAGAAAUGUUUGUUAGCCGCUUUGGAUGAUUGUCCUUGGAAUAAAGCAAUUUACUUGGAUGGUGCGAUAUUUGUGCCGCAAGAAUUAUCACAUUUGCAAGAUUUGCUAAUUGAGAAACAAUUGAGGGUGUGUGCGUUGCCGGAAGAGUUGGAGAUAUUGCGGAACAAUGAUGUUCAGAUAUGAUUACAAAAAUGUAUUGCCUUUUUUUGUAAAUGAGAAAAGAAAUUAUGUAUAGCUAAUUAAAUUUAGUAAGUAAUUAGUUUUGUAGAUUUGUUAUUUAUUGAAUAAAUAAAUUGUAUGAUAAUGAAAACUUUUCUUUAAUGAUAUAAAGUUCUUACACGCAGGUUAAAUCAAAUGCAGAUAAAUUGUAAGGCCACAGCUUUGAUUCUAAUUUUAAAGCCAAAGUUAUACGUAUUACUUUCUUACUAAGGGUGAUCAGCGCCUUAAGGUGAUAACAAUCUAUUGUGGACUUGGGCCUCAACCAACAAGCUUCUCCAGCCAGCUCACUCUUUAGCUAUCUGCUUUCGCACGCCAAGUUGAUUGAUAUAUAGGUUGGAGUCGAAAACUUUUCUCGCCGGGUGUUGUACCUUCUUCUCCAAUCACUAUCAAUGCACACUUGACUAAAAAUCGAUGAUGAGUCUUGUAUAUGGACACUUCAGUUGCUCGAGAGAGGGCUUUGCUUUGUCAAUUAAUUGCCUUCUCAAACUAAACAGUUCGCAAAGGUAAUUCUUCGUUUGUUUGUUGUAUUGUUGUCUGUAUUAAUACCGGAACCAAUUCGUUGGUUUUGUCCAAAUUGACCGUUAAAAUUAUUUUUGUCGGUUCGGUUUCUAUGCUCACAAAAUCGCCACUGACAUCAAGCUGUGUUCUUCCGAUUAUGUGAAAAUCGUUGGCAUAUGCAAGCAGCUGAAUCGACUUUUGAAAGAUAGUAAGUUCCUCCGAUUAGCGAAGAAAAAGAGGUCGUUCUGUACAGAGAUUCGCGUAAACAGAAAAGCUAGUUUUAAGUUGGGCUCUCAGCCAAGCUGGUCAUCGACAAGGGUCGUUUAACACCUUGAUCUAGCCCAAUAGGAUUUGAGAUAAGAGAAUGGAGGGAGAUGGUAGGGUAAGUAUCGUCAGGCAACGUGACGUCACACUGACGAUAGGGAUAAGGGCGGCCAGCGCGAACACCAACCACCGGGUGGGGAGAGGAGAAGGUUAACGUGAAAGGGGAGGAAAAAGGAAACUGAAGCGUUCUUUGGUUUACUCAGCUUCUUCAACUCAACAAAAUCGACGCUUGAAUAGAUAAAACAGACUAUGCUAAGGAGACUGAUUCUCUUGUAGCUGGCGAAGUUCAGAGGGUCUCAUUUCUUAAGAAUCGGGCGUACAAUGCUGAGAUUCCAUUCCUCGCGCAUUGUAUGCUUUCUGUUAGCUGCAUGUACUUGCCGGCAUUCAUCAUCUAUCUAGUGGUUACGUUGUGGGCCUAGUGAAAUCCAGCAACUUUAUCGCA